UAAGGAAUAUGUGGUGAAACCCUAGCUCAGUGGCAGAAGAUAGAAGAUGGGCAGCGAUAGCGAAACAGAGAAAUCGGCCCAGAAAGAGAGGGAGAAGAAGAAGCUAUUAGCUCUUGCUCCUAUUGCAAAACCUCUAGCCGGUAAAAAGCUCAGCAAGCGCACUUUCAAACUCGUCCGUCGAGCUGCGGAGAACAAGUGCUUGAAGAGAGGUGUAAAGGAGGUAGUCAAAAGCAUUCGUCGAGGCCACAAAGGAUUCUAUGUGAUUGCGGGGAACAUAUCUCCCAUUGAUGUGAUCACCCAUGUUCCUAUCUUAUGCGAAGAAGCUGAGAUCCCGUAUGUUUAUGUUCAGUCAAAAGAAGAUCUUGCAAAUGCAGGAGCUACUAAAAGGCCAACUUGCUGUGUAUUGGUCUUGACCAAGCCCACCAAGGGAGAUAUGAAUCAAGAAGAUCAAGAGAAAUUGAAAGAAGAUUAUGAUCAGGUUGUGUCUGAAGUUCGUGAAUUAGCAUCUUCGAUGUAUUGAAUUUUAUGUUGUGAAAUUCAUCGUACUCAAAGCUGUACUCUACAAUAUUAGUCAGUGAUGGUUAAAAUGAUUAUCUUUUUUCUUUAGUGUAAGAGCCUUUAUCUAUUGACGCCCUACUGUUCAAAAAAAAAAAAAAAGU
Molecule: messenger RNA, 659 nt
Organism: Cuscuta epithymum
Lineage: Eukaryota; Viridiplantae; Streptophyta; Magnoliopsida; Solanales; Convolvulaceae
Source: the annotation of a GenBank genome assembly